Molecule: messenger RNA, 249 nt
Organism: Peronospora matthiolae
Lineage: Eukaryota; Oomycota; Peronosporomycetes; Peronosporales; Peronosporaceae
Source: the annotation of a GenBank genome assembly
AUGGCGCACACUGUCUUGAAGCACCGAGCUGAGUUUGCCUUUGCUCAGCUUGAGAACGAGAGAGCUCUGACAUCUCUUCGUGAUGCGCUAAGGGUAGCUCGUGGGAUUGUUGAUCGGUCUCGGGAUGAGAUAGCUGCUCUUCAGACCCUUGUCGAUGCCCACCAUCGGGAGCACAAGGCUCUCUGCGAGAUGCUUGAGCGCAAGGGCGUUCUUUAUCGGAAGAAGCAGCGUACCGAUGGUACGGCUUAA